GCCGCGGGGCCACCGGGGGUCUCUGGGAGGAUGGGGCAGGACCAGACGAAGCAGCAGAUUGAGAAGGGGCUCCAGCUGUACCAAUCUAACCACACGGAGAAGGCGCUGCAGGUGUGGAUGAAGGUGCUGGAGAAGAGCCCAGACCUCGUGGGGCGCUUCCGCGCGCUCGGCUGCCUCGUCACGGCCCACUCAGAGAUGGGCCGCUACAAGGAGAUGCUCAAGUUUGCUGUGGUCCAGAUCGACACCGCCCGGGAGCUGGAGGACGCCAACUUCCUCCUGGAGAGCUACCUGAACCUGGCGCGCAGCAACGAGAAGCUGUGUGAGUUCCACAAGACCAUCUCCUACUGCAAGACCUGCCUCGGCCUGCCCGGCACCAGGGCGGCCGCCCAGCUCGGAGGCCAGGUCAGCCUGAGCAUGGGCAACGCCUUCCUGGGCCUCAGCCUCUUCCAGAAGGCCCUGGAGAGCUUCGAGAAGGCCCUGCGCUAUGCCCACAACAACGACGACACCAUGCUAGAGUGCCGCGUGUGCUGCAGCCUGGGCAGCUUUUACGCUCAGGUCAAGGACUACGAGAAAGCCCUGUUCUUCCCCUGCAAGGCUGCAGAGCUCGUCAACGACUACGGCAAAGGCUGGAGCCUCAAGUACCGGGCCAUGAGCCAGUAUCACAUGGCUGUAGCAUAUCGCCUGCUGGGCCACCUGGGCAGCGCCAUGGAGUGCUGUGAGGAGUCUAUGAAGAUCGCGCUGCAGCACGGGGACCGUCCACUGCAGGCUCUCUGCCUGCUCUGCUUUGCUGACAUCCACCGGAGCCGUGGGGACCUGCAGACGGCCUUCCCCAGGUACGACUCCGCCAUGAGCAUCAUGACCGAGAUCGGGAACCGCCUGGGGCAGGUGCAGGUGUUGCUGGGCGUGGCCAAGUGCUGGGUGGCCAGGAAGGCGCUGGACAAGGCUCUGGAUGCCAUUGAGAGAGCCCAGGACCUGGCUGAGGAGGUGGGGAACAAGGUCAGACCUGAUUCCGUCUGCUGGGUCUGGAGUCAGGAGCCCAAGCUGGGCCAGCUGAAGCUGCACUGCCUGAGCGAGGGCAUCUACCGCAGCAAAGGGCUGCAGCGGGAGCUGCGUGCCCACGUCGUGCGCUUCCACGAGUGCGUGGAGGAGACCGAGCUCUACUGCGGCCUGUGCGGCGAGUCCAUCGGCGAGAAGAACAGCCGUCUGCAGGCCCUGCCCUGCUCCCACAUCUUCCACCUCAGGUGCCUGCAGAACAACGGGACCCGAAGCUGCCCCAACUGCCGCCGCUCGUCCAUGAAGCCUGGCUUCGUGUGACCCAGCAGGUCGGGGACUUCACCUGGCCUCCCCUGCUCCUUCUCUGCCCUCACGCUGGAGGGCCCCGACCAGCUGAGCCUCUGCCUUGCCUGUUUACUCCUGGGGCGGUGGUGGGUGCGGCCUGCCCACCGCGGCCUGCCCUCCCCCGCCUCUCUGGACUUUGCUCUUUCUAGAAAAAUAAAGCCGUUCGUACCUGGUCCCAGUGAUUCGGACUUUCCUCGCCCACGGUCUGC
Dama dama (fallow deer) is the source of this 1547-nucleotide messenger RNA. It is a transcript of the gene RAPSN, whose product is annotated as receptor associated protein of the synapse. NCBI's taxonomy places the organism in Eukaryota, Metazoa, Chordata, Mammalia, Artiodactyla, Cervidae. Gene Ontology annotation, biological process: chemical synaptic transmission. The transcript has 8 exons. Gene Ontology annotation, cellular component: synapse. The coding region runs from base 31 to 1314 and encodes 427 amino acids. The record is from RefSeq and is a predicted model, not a curated record. Gene Ontology annotation, molecular function: acetylcholine receptor binding; protein-membrane adaptor activity.